Molecule: messenger RNA, 5464 nt
Organism: Sceloporus undulatus (fence lizard)
Lineage: Eukaryota; Metazoa; Chordata; Lepidosauria; Squamata; Phrynosomatidae
Gene: UGGT2
Product: UDP-glucose glycoprotein glucosyltransferase 2
Exons: 36
Coding region: 591-4583 (1330 amino acids)
Cellular component (GO): endoplasmic reticulum
Molecular function (GO): UDP-glucose:glycoprotein glucosyltransferase activity
Source: RefSeq, a predicted model, not a curated record
GUGUAAUCAGUUCAAUAGAUGUUGCAAUAUUGGAGACUUGCGAAUAAUUUUUGAAACUGACUUUUGGAAGGUUGCAUCUUAUAAAUGUAGUGUUUUCCUGUCAUUCAAGGUAGGCACAUAUUUCCUCAAAAUAAACUGUACAAAAUGUAUUUGGCUAGGACAAAAAAUAGCAUAUCUCAGACAUCCAGAUCACUAGUGGUUUGUGGAAGUCUGAGAAACUGAUAACACUGCUUCUGGAGUUUUGAUCUUUUCAAUAUUUUCUCCUCACAUUCUUGGCACUUACACAUACAGUGUGAUAGCAUUUGAUGAGCCGAGCUAAUCAAAGGAAGGUGAGUUACUUUUAGGCUGAAAUGCAAUUAGACCAGUUGGAGUGAGUGUAAUUGUUGAAAUAUUAGAUUGCAGCUGAUGAGCCUCCACCAAAAGCUUGUAGUGCAUUUGUGGUUAUUCAUGGGAAGAGCACCUGUAAGACUAAUGAAAUUAAGAAACUUCUGAAGAAGGCUGCUGCAAGGCCCAAGCCAAAUUUGUUGAAAGGAGAUCAUAAAUACCCUACACUCAAUGAAUCUGACCUGGUGGUGAUCCUUUAUGCUGAAAUGGGUACCAAAGAGUUUGCCACAUUUCACAAACUAUUGUCUGAGAAAGCCCAAAAGGAGGAGAUCAUUUACAUUCUGCGACAUUAUGUCCAGAAACCUAGGUCUGAGAAGAUGUAUCUGUCUGGAUAUGGUGUGGAACUCGCAAUAAAGAGUACAGAAUACAAAGCAGUGGAUGACUCUCAGACUGAAGCUACAAGAAAUGAAACAGAGAGAGAAGGUGAUGAGGAAAGUGAGGUCCAGGGAUUUCUCUUUGACACGUUAAGGCAGAACUACCCUGACCUCAAAGACAAUUUGAAAGAGCUGAGAAAAUAUCUGAUUGAAAGUACCGAUGAUACUGAGCCUUUGAAGGUGUGGGAAUUGCAAGACAUUAGUCUUCAGGCAGCAUCUCAAAUCCUCUCUGCUCCUGUUUACAGUGCAUUAAAAGUAAUGAAAGACAUUGCACAAAACUUCCCAGUGAAGGCCAGAUCUCUGUCCAGAAUGCUAGUAAACCUGGAAAUGCGAAAAGAAAUAAAAGAAAAUCAAAAGCAUCUGCAUGAAACUCUUGAACUUCAACCUGGUGAAGCACAUUUAUUUCUAAAUGGUCUUCCUAUAGACCUGGAUUUUCAUGAUUCAUUCAGUAUUUUAGAAACUCUAAAGCUGGAAGGGAAAGCAAUGCAUGGACUUCAUUCCCUUGGAAUUAAGGGAGAAGUUCUCAGGAAAUUAAUGAGAUUACCUGUUCGAUCUAAUGAUGACACUUAUGCAAUAGACAUCCGUCACUCUUCAAUAAUUUGGAUCAACAACAUAGAAAAGGAUCAGAUGUAUAACAAGUGGCCUUCAAGUUUUCAGGAGCUUCUUAAGCCGGCAUAUGCAGGAAUGAUGGGGCAGAUUCGACGCAAUUUAUACAACUUGGUCGUCUUCAUUGAUCCUGUCCAGGAAGAAGCAGCUGACUUUAUGAAACUUGUUGAGGUAAUCUACAGUCAAAAAGUGCCUCUUAGAAUUGGAUUUGUUUUCAUUUUAAAUACUGAUGAAGUGGUUGAUGGAAAUGUGGAUGCGGGAGUAGCUUUAUGGAGAGCUUUUAACUACGUUGCAGAUGAAAUGGAUAUCCCUGAAGCUUUUGCCACCAUGAUAAAUAUGUACCACGAAGUAAAAGAUAGAGGUGUACUUUCUGUAGAUGAUGUGAAGCGCAUUCUUCGUAGUGAAUUUCCUCAUGCUGACAUGCAAGAUAUCCUAGGCAUUCACUCUGAAUAUGAUGAGAAGAGAAAGGCAGGAGCAGUGUUUUAUAAGAAGACUGGCCUGGGUCCAUUGCCUCAAGCUCUCUUUAAUGGUGUGCCCUUUAACAGAAAAGAGAUGAAUGUUGCAGAGCUACAGACCUCUCUGCUGAAGAUUGUGGAUGCCACAGAGUCCUUUCAGCGGGCAGUGUUCAUGGGCUUGCUGAACGACCAUAAAGAUGCAGUAGACUUCAUCAUGGAGCAGCAGAAUGUAGUUUCACAUAUAAAUGACAAAAUUCUCAGCACUGAAAAAAGAUAUUUGAACUUUAUACCACCGUCAGUUCCAGUAGAUACAAGUGAUUUUUCAACUUUUUCCUUCUUGGACUCCCAAGAUAAGACAUUUGUUGUUGCAGAAAACAUGAAAUAUGUGACAAGAAAAGAUGAAGACAUAAUAUAUCCAGUUACCAUAUGGAUUGUUGCUGAUUAUGACAAGCCAGAUGGGAGGCAAUUGCUUGCUACUGCAGUGAAACACCUGAAAACAAGCAGUCACGUGCAGCUUGGGAUUGUGAAUAAUCCUACAUCAAAAAUUACUGAAGACAGCACUGUCAUUGCAAGGGCAAUCCUGGCAGCUUUAUUAACACAGAAAAACACAAGUUUGAAAAACUUCCUUAGUCGGAUUCUUAAGGAGGAAACAGCAGUGGCUCUUGCUACAGGAACUAAAAUCAAGAAAUUUCUUGUACUGGGCAUGGAUGGUGAUGUAUUUGAGAAGAAAUACCACACACUGGGUGUAGAUAUGAUUCAGGCUCACCGGAUAUUUUGUCAGGAGGUUCUUAGGCUGCUUCCUGGGCAAAUGGCUGUCAUCAGUAAUGGCAGGGUUAUAGGCCCUUUACAAGAAAAUGAAUUAAGUGCAGAAGAUUUUAACUUGUUGGAGAAGGUAACACUAAGUUUAGGAGCUGUGAAGAUUAAAGCGCUUGUCAAAGAAAUGGGUGUUGACAGUAAACGUGGCAGCAAUUUAGUAAUGAAAGUGAAUGCGCUUCUUUCUUCAUUGCCAAAAAUGGAUACUCGUCGAGAUGUUGAAUUUCUUAAAGAACAACACAGUGUACUAAAGGUAGAUCCGCAGCAAAAUGAACCCUUCUUUGAUGUUGUUGGAAUUGUAGAUCCAUUAACAAGGGAAGCACAGAAGCUGUCACAGUUACUACUUGUACUUGGUCAAAUUGUCAACAUGAGGCUGAGGCUCUUCAUGAACUGCAAACUUAAACUGUCAGAAGCACCUUUGAAGGGUUUCUAUCGUUUUGUUCUGGAGCCAGAACUCACUGCUGGGACCAAUAAUUUCUUUCCUCUUCCACCUGGGGCAAAUUUCUUUGAAAUGCCAGACUCCCCUCUCCUGACACUAAACAUGAUAACUCCAGAAAGCUGGUUGGUUGAAGCAGUGAACAGUUCCUAUGACCUUGAUAACAUUCGUUUGAAAGAUGUGGAUGGUGUUGUUUCAGCUGAGUACGAAUUGGAAUAUUUGUUGCUUGAAGGACACUGUUUUGAUGUGACCACUAGACAGCCGCCUCGUGGACUGCAGUUUACCCUAGGAACAAGGAAUAACCCUAUUAAGGUUGAUACUAUUGUGAUGGCCAAUCUGGGAUAUUUUCAAUUAAAAGCAAACCCAGGUGCUUGGACUUUGAGACUACGUGGAGGAAGAUCUGAAGACAUCUACCAAAUAUUUAAGCAUGAAGGGACUGAAUCUUCUGAAGUUUCAGAGGAGGUUAUCGUGGUAUUAAACAAUUUCAGAAGCAAAAUCAUCAAAGUCCAAGUACAGAAGAAACCUGAUAAAAUUGAUGAAGAGCUCCUGAGUGAUGAGCUGAGAGGAGAAGAGGAGGAGAAGUCUGUGGCAAGUUCUACAGGAGGAACUCAAACAGCAGAGAAGAAAGUGGAUAUAUUAAACAUCUUUUCUGUUGCAUCUGGCCAUUUAUAUGAACGUUUUUUAAGAAUUAUGAUGCUCUCAGUUCUGCACCACACCAAGACACCAGUUAAAUUUUGGUUUCUCAAAAAUUAUCUGUCUCCUACCUUUAAAAAAGUUAUCCCUUACAUGGCAGAAGAAUAUGGAUUCCAGUAUGAACUUGUGCAGUACAAAUGGCCUCGCUGGCUUCAUCAACAGACAGAAAAGCAAAGGAUCAUUUGGGGUUAUAAAAUUCUCUUCCUAGAUGUUCUCUUUCCAUUGGCUCUGGACAAGAUAAUAUUUGUUGAUGCUGAUCAGAUUGUAAGAAGUGACCUGAAAGAACUCAGAGAUAUAGAUCUGAAAGGAGCACCUUAUGGUUAUACUCCCUUCUGUGAUAGUCGGAAAGAAAUGGAUGGCUACCGAUUCUGGAAGUCAGGUUAUUGGGCUUCACAUCUUGGGAAAAAGAAAUACCACAUUAGCGCUUUAUAUGUUGUGGAUCUCAAGAGGUUCCGGAAGAUUGCUGCAGGAGACAGACUUCGAGGUCAAUAUCAAGCACUUAGUCAGGAUCCAAACAGCCUAUCAAAUCUUGAUCAGGAUCUUCCAAAUAACAUGAUUCAUCAGGUGGCCAUUAAGUCUCUUCCUCAAGAGUGGUUGUGGUGUGAAACAUGGUGCAAUGAUGAAUCCAAAGAAAAAGCAAAAACCAUUGAUCUGUGUAACAACCCCAAAACCAAAGAACCUAAGCUAGAAGCUGCUAUCAGGAUCGUUCCUGAGUGGACACAGUAUGACUCUGAAAUACAGAAGUUAAUAAAUCGGAUGAGGAAAGAGCAAAAAGACAUGAUGCAGUCAAGUCAAACAGGUUCCAAGCAUGAUGAACUUUAGGAAUAUUUGGAAGUAGUCCUGAUGGCACAAAUGCUCACUGCUGGCCAUGGAUUGGGGGUGGGGAGGUGGAUGCUAACUUUUGUGAGUGUAAAUACAGAGAUGCUCUAUAUUUUUUGAUUCAUGAACAUGCAAAAGGUUUUUUGCAAGGGAAAGCUUCUUUGGACUUUCCUUGUACUGUACUGUAUGACUUAUUCAAUCUGGGGAGCUUCUCGCUUCUGCUGUUUGCAAAGGCAGAUCUAAGUUCUGGUGCUACAUUCCCUAAGCACACACUGCUCCUAUUUCACAUUGUCUGCUUUAAAUCACAUGCAAUUCAGAGGUGUGUGAGUGAUCACCUCCGAGUGUCUACCUGCACAGAGCAGCCAUGUGAUACUUAAUUUAUUUUAAAAUCCUCUACUCUUUCUGCCAUAGUUUCCAAGAUAAAACUUGAAAUUAGUCUUGCUUUUUCUGGCCAUCAUGUUUGCACGCUGUUUUGUCAGUGCAUUGUAACUUUCAUUUGAACUCUAACUUAUUUAAGAAACCAUACAGUUUUUCAUAGUGGAUACAUGAGGAAUUUGGAGGGCCAGCUCAGCCACUGUUUGAACCACCCAAUAAUUCCUCUGUGAUCCUAAGAUACUGUCAAAAGAUGUGGGGCUUCUGCCCCUCUCCCCUUCCAUCAGUAACUCAAAAGCUGACAUAAUGUCACUGGGCUCAAAAUUCCCUGCAAAAAUCAUCAAGCGGAGCAACUUAAAUGUUAUGGCCUCAUGCUACAGAUUCUAUAAUUCUAGAUUUUUGGGUGGGGGAAUGCAAGAUGAAGGGCUGCUUCUUUCAAGAGCAGCGGUUUGUCCUGUGUAACAUGAAGUUCUGCUUGUAAAACUGAGUAUCUGACAAUACUGCUUGGUAAA